Electrophorus electricus (electric eel) is the source of this 3623-nucleotide messenger RNA. RefSeq names its product zinc finger protein 711 (gene znf711). NCBI's taxonomy places the organism in Eukaryota, Metazoa, Chordata, Actinopteri, Gymnotiformes, Gymnotidae. Gene Ontology annotation, molecular function: DNA-binding transcription activator activity, RNA polymerase II-specific; metal ion binding; RNA polymerase II cis-regulatory region sequence-specific DNA binding. Gene Ontology annotation, biological process: regulation of transcription by RNA polymerase II. The record is from RefSeq and is a predicted model, not a curated record. Gene Ontology annotation, cellular component: nucleus.
GUGCAGCCUGAUUGGCUCAGGCCUGGAAAAGAUUGCUCGGGGAUUCAGAAUGUACAGGCCGCAGAAGCAGUACCAUUGGAAAAUAACGCAAAACUAAUUGGGACAUAUUCAGUAGAAUAGGAGGAUUGUCAACACGGCGAAGGGAAUCAAGGACCAGGUGUUUUCCUCCCAAAUGACACAAGCACUGCUCAGCUUUUUUGAUGCUUUUACAAGAAUUAAACAAAUAGACAUCAAAUGUGAAGCGUUCUGAAAAACAACAGAUAAUGGAUCAAGGUGGAGGGGUGUUAGAGCUUCACACGCAGGAUUUGAAAAUGCCCCAUGCAAUGAUAAUGCAAGACUUUGUUGCAGGCAUGGGGGGCAUGGCCCACAUAGAUGGUGAGCACAUUGUGGUGUCAGUCCCUGAAGCUGUACUGGUGUCUGAUGUGGUGACUGAUGAGGGGGUCCUGCUGGAGCAUGGCCUGGAGGCUGAGGUUGUCGAGGGUCCUGACAUAGGCCAUGAAGACGUCAUCGCUGCUGAGGGCGUGAUCAUGUCUGAAUCCAUUCUGGGUGCCGAGGUGGCCAUUGAGGAGGCUUUGGACACUGAUCACCAUGUCCUGGCUGCCGAUCUGAUUGAAGAGACUGUGCCCGACCAGGUGUUUGUGGCUGACCUCAUGUCUACGCAUGAGGAUAGCCCUCUGGACCACGAACUUGUGUCUGAGGAGGUGAUGGUCACCGACACGGAGACUGUCGUUCAGGAGCAUGAGACCAUGUCAUCCAGCGUCACUCUUAAGGCUGAUGAUGAUGAGGAUGGCAAAAGUACCUCAGAAGACUACCUCAUGAUCUCAUUGGAUGAUGUGGGGGAGAAGUUGGAUAUUGGUGAUACGCCAUUAAAGAUUAGCACGGAGGUCAGCCAGGACGAUGAUGGAUCCAAGGAGGAUGAGUUUGGAUCUGAGGUCAUCAAAGUGUACAUCUUUAAGGCCGAAGGGGAUGAAGAUGUGGAAAUAGGUGGGACAGAGGUGGUUGCAGAUAGCGAUUUCCCCAAUGGGCAUGCAGUGCUGGAGCCAGCGAGCACUGGCCGGCUGCCCAGGGAGAAGAUGGUCUACAUGGCAGUGAAGGACAGCAGCCAAGGCGACGUUGACAUGAAUGUUUCGGAGAUGACUGACCAGGUGUACAUGGAGGUGAUUGUUGGGGAGGACGAAGCUCCUGCCAUCCAGGAAACACAGCUGGAUGACUCGCCAUCUGACAAGACCUUUGUUCCUGUGGCAUGGGCAGCUGCUUAUGGUAACAAUCUGGAGUCUCGUUUAGAAACUAAGAAUGGUGCUGCCACACCCUACCUGCAAAUCAGCGACAGCAUUAGCACAAGUCGAGUUCUUAAACAAAAGAUAAAGAAGAAGAAGAAGGGAGAGACGCGGCAGUGCCAGACUGCUGUAAUUAUCGGCCCUGAUGGCCAGCCACUGACCGUCUACCCAUGUCACAUAUGUGGCAAGAAGUUCAAGUCACGAGGGUUCCUGAAGCGCCACAUGAAGAACCACCCGGACCACAUGUUCAAAAAAAAAUACCAGUGCACAGACUGCGACUUCACCACCAACAAGAAGGCCAGCUUCCAUAACCACCUGGAGGGCCACAAGCUCCUGGUGAAGAGCGAGAGGGUGCCCGAGUACACGGAAUAUACGCGGCACUACCGUGAGGCCAGCCCGCUCAGUCCCAACAAGCUCAUCCUCCGUGACAAGGAGCCCAAGCUGCACAGGUGCAAGUACUGCGAGUACGAGACAGCUGAGCAGGGCCUGCUCAACCGCCACCUGCUGGCCGUGCAUAGCAAGACAUUCGCACAUGUGUGCGUGGAGUGUGCAAAAGGCUUCCGGCACCCGUCCGAGCUGCGCAAGCACAUGCGGACGCACACGGGCGAGAAACCGUACCGCUGCCAGCACUGCGAGUUCCGCUGCGCUGACCAGUCUAACCUAAAGACUCAUGUCAAGAGCAAGCACGGUGCCGAGCUGCCGUUCAAGUGCGGCCACUGCCCACAGGCGUUUUCCGACGACAAGGAGCUGCAAAGGCACAUGGAGAUCUUCCAGGGCCACAAGACGCACCAGUGCCCACACUGUGAGCACAAGAGCACCAACUCGAGCGACCUGAAGCGCCAUGUCAUCUCUGUGCACACCAAGGACUUCCCGCAUAAGUGUGAUGUAUGCGAGAAGGGCUUCCACCGGCCGUCAGAGCUGAAGAAACAUGCGGAGACGCACAAGGGCAACAAGGUGCACCAGUGUAGGCACUGCGACUUUAAAAUCUCGGACCCUUUCACAUUGAGCAGGCACAUCCUGUCCGUGCACACCAAGGACCUGCCGUUCAAGUGCAAACGCUGCAAGCGUGGCUUCCGGCAACAAGGCGAACUCAAGAAACACAUGAAGACGCACAGCGGGCGCAAGGUCUACCAGUGCCAGUACUGCGAGUACAACACUGCAGACGCAUCGGGCUUCAAGCGCCAUGUCAUCUCCAUCCACACUAAGGACUAUCCGCACAGGUGUGACUACUGCAAGAAGGGCUUCCGGCGACCCUCCGAAAAGAACCAGCACAUAAUGCGGCAUCACAAAGAGACACUCAUGUAACAUGUCACCCCACAGCUCUUCUCCCAAUCCCUAAAACUAGAGCCCAAAUUACACUGAGGAAAAAAAGGGAAGGGAAUGCUACAGAUUAGCUAAGUAAUUAAUGACACAAUUAUAACUGUUAUCCACCUUUUGCCCUGCAGGUUUGUGUUUUUUGUGUUUUUUGGGCUGCUUUUUUUUUUUUUUUUUUUUUUUUUUUUUUUGUUUGUUUGUUUGUUUUUUUUAGCUUUUCAAAUAACCUUUCAAGGCCACUUGCCAUGUUCCUGAAGCAGACUGGGCUGUAAAUGUGUGAAACUAGGCAGUAACAGUCACUGUUGUCAUUUUAUCAUUGUCCACAAAUUUACUGCAAGAAAACCACUGAUUGGGUAGUAUCUCAAAUGUCUAUAUUUUUGAAUCUUCUUUGCUGAAAUGGUGCAAGUAAAACAAUGUCCUUAAUGUUAAUUGGGUAAGUGAUGCUUGAAGUGCUGUCAUUUAAAAGAAAGCACAGUAUGACAUUUUACAAGGAUCCCUGUGAUCACUUUGGUGUGGGCUGCAAUGUACUCCAUCAGCCAGUGUUUUACCAGCUAGCAGUGUGCCUGCCCCCCCCCCCCUUUUUUUUUAAUUUUUUUUUUAGCAAUCUCAGUCAUCAUGUUGAGUUUCACUAGGUCAUCUGUGGUAUCUGAAUUCUCUACUUUUGCAUGUUUACAUAUGUAUUAUGCAGCAUGCAUAUGUAAACAUGUAUAUGUGCAAAUAGUUAACAACAUGCUCACUCUGAGUAGUCUUUCAAUGGCAACCAGUAAUAUUUUUUUUCCUGAUGAAUUUUAUGAUGGGCUCUUAAUCUUGGUCAAAAAUUGAAGUCACUGUAGUUGGAAUAAAUAUUUUAGCUGUUACCUUUGUGAAUGCCACUACUUAAUGUGUACGUAUAAUCACAUGCAACACAUGUAAUUGGCAAAGGUGCAUAUAUUGCCAACUAUUUUGGAUUUUGACUUGGUCAUGCCUUAUCUGUAUUGUAUUUUUUUCUUGCACUGAAUUCAGUAAAUCAAAAGUGAUUAUUAUUUUUUUUAA